AUGGCUAAAGAUCUUGUCAGAACUCGUCGUUACUCUCAAAAAUUCCAAGCAAUGAAAACACAGCUUCAAGCUGUUUCAUUACGAAUUCAGACUCUUCGAUCAAAUCAGCAAAUGUCUGAAGCUAUGAAGGGAGCAACAAAAGCCAUGAAAUCAAUGAACCGACAAAUGAAUUUGCCAGCAAUGCAAAAAAUCAUGAUGGAAUUUGAAAAAGAAUCUGAAAUAAUGGACAUGAAAGAGGAAAUGAUGAACGAUGUUAUUGAUGACACCAUGGCUGAGGAAGAAGACGAGGAGGAAAGUGACAUGAUUGUAAAUCAAGUCUUGGAUGAGAUUGGGAUCUCUCUGGAUCAGUCGCUGGUUGACGCUCCUAGUUCAAUUGAGAAAAGAGAGACCACCAAAGAAAAGGUUCCGCAAAUCGUAGAUAUGGAAUCAAAUGAUGAUGCAGCCUUACAAGCUAGACUUGAUAAUUUGCGAAGAGAAUAA
Molecule: messenger RNA, 480 nt
Organism: Racocetra persica
Lineage: Eukaryota; Fungi; Glomeromycota; Glomeromycetes; Diversisporales; Gigasporaceae
Source: the annotation of a GenBank genome assembly